Messenger RNA from Knipowitschia caucasica, 1077 nucleotides. NCBI's taxonomy places the organism in Eukaryota, Metazoa, Chordata, Actinopteri, Gobiiformes, Gobiidae. The record is from the annotation of a GenBank genome assembly.
AUGGGGGAGCAGCCGAUCUACACGACCCGGGCUCAUGUCUUCCAGAUUGACCCCACCACCAAAAAGAACUGGGUCCCCGCGAGCAAACAGGCCGUGAGCGUCUCCUACUUCUACGACAGCACUCGCAACAGCUACCGCAUCAUCAGCGUGGACGGCUCCAAGGUGAUCAUCAACAGCACUAUCACUCCCAACAUGACGUUCACAAAGACUUCGCAGAAGUUCGGGCAGUGGGCGGACAGUCGAGCCAACACUGUGUUUGGACUGGGCUUUGCCUCGGAGCAGCAGCUGUCCAAGUUUGCAGAGAAAUUUCAGGAGGUAAAAGAAGCCGCCAAACUCGCCCGGGACAAAUCUCAAGAGGCCGGGGAGACGAUGAGCAAUCACUCACAGGAGUCGGGACGGGAGUCGGGUCGGGAGACGCCUCUGAACACACAGCCCUCCAGCAUCAACGGCACCGACGACGAGAAGAUCUCCCACGUGGGACCUGAGGCCGCGGUGCUGAAGACCGAGAACGAGCGCCUCAAGACCGCGGUGGAGCAGAGCAACACAAACGCCAAGAAAUGGGAGACGGAGCUGCAGACUCUGAGAGAGAACAAUGCUCGGCUGGUGGAUGCACUUCAGGAAUCCUCGGCAAAUGUGGAGAGCUGGAAGAAACAACUAUCGACCUGUAAAGAGGAGAGUGACACGCUCCGAGCCAAGAUUGCCGAUCUCGAAGCCCAGUGCAAUGAAGCCAAUCAGGAGAAGCAGAAGAACUCCCAGCUGAGCGUUCGCGUGAAGGAGCUGGAGGCCGAGCUGCACGACAAAGAGACUGAGCUGGAAAACCUUAGGAAGCAGGCGGAGAUCAUCCCACAGCUGAUGGCGGAGUGCGAGACCAUCACCACAAAACUACAGGCGGCAGAGGUGAAGAACCAGGAGCUGGAGGGCCGGAUAAGCGGACUGUCGCUGGAUAUCGACGAGAGCCGCCAGAAACAGGGCAACAUGAAGGGAGAGCUCAAGAAGUUCAUGGACAUCCUGGACGGAAAGAUCGACGAGCUGCACGAAUUCAGACAGGGCCUUUCCAAACUCGGCGUGGACAACUAA